AACAACAGCACCAACAACCCCCUUUCCAUCGCUCUGCCAAUCCCAAGUCCGGGAGGACAACCCGUGCGAGCCCGGGGACAGGCCACCAACCGCGCCUCACACUUGUGCGUCAAAAGGCACAGUCCCCGGGACGCGCGCAGCCUCUCGGGCUGCAGCAGGCAGGGCCCGCGCGCCGGCGACGCCCACAGACACACACGUCUCACCAGCUUUGAAAAAGGAGGGGCGUUUCCUAACUUGUAUUUUUUGUGUGCAGGGUUUUUUGAGGAGGAAGUUGUCUCCGCAGAUCACCGACAGCAGCAGAUCACCAGCACCAGGAGCCAGGAGAACCACCGCCGACCUGAAGCAGCACACAGCCGGACAGUCACCAUGACCAGAUGUCUGAUUAGCAAGCCGGAGGUGCAAGGCUUCAUCGAGAGGUGCAUGACGAGCGUGGGCACCCAGGCGCAUCACGCCCGCAGCCUGGCCGAGGUGCUGGUGGAGGGAGACCACCGGGGCCACUACAGCCACGGGCUCAACCGGAUGGACAUGUACGUGAAGGACAUCCAGACGGGAAUCUGUGCCAAGGACGGCGAGCCGGUGGUGGAGAAGGAGAGUGCCGGCACGGCACUGGUUGAUGGGAAGAACCUCCUGGGUCCCGUGGUGGGAAACUUCUGCAUGCAACUGGCCAUAAAGAAGGCCAAAGAAGCCGGCAUCGGCUGGGUGGUGGCACACGGUUCCAACCAUUACGGCAUCGCCGGCUACUACGCAAUGCAAGCUCUGAAGGAAAACAUGAUUGGCAUGUCCUUUACCAACACGUCCCCGCUGGUGGUUCCCACACGUGGAAAAGAGUGCACUUUGGGCACCAACCCCAUCAGCGUGGCCGCGCCUGCUAAAGACGGAGACAGCUUUGUUCUGGAUAUGGCCACAUCUGCCGUCGCACUUGGAAAGGUGGAGCUCCAUGAGCGGCGUGGAGACACCAUCCCCGAAGGCUGGGGCUGCGACGCUGGGGGCACGCUGACCACCGACCCCAAGAGAGUCCUGAGCGGAGGAGGACUGGUGCCCAUCGGCGGGAGUGAAGCCACAGGAGGCUACAAAGGCUACGGUCUGGGAAUGAUGGUGGAAGUGUUCUGUGGCAUCUUGGCCGGGGCCCAGUACAGCAAACACGUCCGCACGUGGAAAGUAACCGACCGCGUUGCAAACCUGGGUCAGUGUUUCGUGGCGAUUAACCCGGAGAACUUUGCUCCCGGGUUCGACGGCAGGAUGUCUGACCUUCUGUCCAUCCAGAGAGGGCUGGAGCCGGUUGACCCCAGCGCUCCCGUGUUGGCUGCCGGAGAUCCAGAGAGGAUGAACGUGAAGAAGUGUGAGGAGCUGGGCGGCAUCCCCUACCACAUCAACGUCAUCAACUACAUGAACGAAUGCGGCAAGAGAGUUGGCGUCAGCCCUCUGCUGCCAUGUGACAACGUCAUCUCCAAUUAGUCCGUCUGGUCGAGACUGUCACCGUUGGAAAGCGGAAACGUCUGUAUCCAGUAUCUUCAAGCUAUUUGGGAAAGCAUUAUAUAACAGCGAAGCAUUUUUCUUUUCUGUCUGAAGAUGCAUUCAAAUGCUUAUUUCCAACAUGUCUUCAAGAUGUCCGACAGCGACACGAGUGCAUUCCUUAUCUACAGCUGUUGUAAAUUCCCGGUCAUUCCCUGUUUUUACUUUGUUUCAGUUCAAAUGCAGUGCAAUGUUGUAUCUCUGUGGUGAUAUAGUUUCUGUAUGACGGACAUAAUAUUUUUUUUAGUACUGAUCUUUAAAAAAAAAUUACUCUGAGAAGGUUUUGCUACUUUUAGCAAGUUCAAAUCCCCUUUUUUUUUACUCUCACGCCAUCAUUAAAACAUUAGUUUGUGCCUUAUUCAAUAAAACUGACUAAAGACUG
Pseudoliparis swirei is the source of this 1894-nucleotide messenger RNA. RefSeq lists its product as uncharacterized. The record is from RefSeq and is a predicted model, not a curated record. The coding region runs from base 367 to 1455 and encodes 362 amino acids. Gene Ontology annotation, molecular function: oxidoreductase activity. The transcript has 11 exons. NCBI's taxonomy places the organism in Eukaryota, Metazoa, Chordata, Actinopteri, Perciformes, Liparidae.